Messenger RNA from Copidosoma floridanum, 1470 nucleotides. RefSeq names its product lipase 3-like. Gene Ontology annotation, biological process: lipid metabolic process. NCBI's taxonomy places the organism in Eukaryota, Metazoa, Arthropoda, Insecta, Hymenoptera, Encyrtidae. The record is from RefSeq and is a predicted model, not a curated record.
AUGAAGGAGCAAAAAAUGUAUCUUUACUUAGUAUUUUUCGCAACAUUCGUCCUUGCUUCGAGCCACAUGAGAGUACCGAGCUUCAGUGACUUGAAAGUCCCUAAUGUUCUCGAUGAAAAUCUUGCAAAUAUAGGAGAUAAACUGCCUAAGUUGGACAGUAAAAUCCCAAAUAUUUUUGGUAAAGAUAUUGGAAGCAUAGCAGAUGGGCUUCCUAAAUUAGAUACUAAUCUCCCCAAAGUUAUGGACGAAAAGAUUAAAAAUGUGACACAGGCACUUCCUACGUUGGAUAUUAAACCCCCCAGUUUUCUCGGCAAAGACAUAUUCACCAAAGAUGAUAGAUCGAACAAAUUGGUAGCAUCAGAACUGUUCAAAAAAGAAGGUUACACAGUUGAGGAACACGUAGUUGAGACCGAAGAUGGUUACAUACUGACGAUGCAUCGGAUACCAGGACCUCCCGGUGCACCAACUGUUUACAUUCAACACGGCUUGCUAAGUAGUUCGGUGGAUUGGAUCGUCCCUGGGAAAAAUAAGGCGCUCCCAUUUAUCCUGGCCGAUCUUGGUUACGACGUUUGGCUGGGAAACACACGUGGAAACACUUACUCUAAAUCCCACAAAACUAUUCCUCCUAAUGAUGUACGGUACUGGGAUUUCAGUUGGCACGAAAUGGGGAUCUACGAUUUGCCAGCAUUAAUAUCAUACGUAGUAAAACAAAAAGGUGGAAACAUAACUUACAUUGGCCACUCGAUGGGAACAACGAUGUUUUACGUCAUGGCCAUCGAGAGGCCGGAUAUAGCGUCGAACAUCAGUCUCAUGAUCAGUUUGGCUCCAGUGGCAUUUAUGGAAAAUAUCAAGAGCCCACUAAGAUUGCUCGCGCCGUUUACAGAUCAAGUGGAGGCAAUUUUCAAUCUACUGGGAAAAGGAGAAUUUUUACCACAAAGGAAAGUAACACAACAUGUUGCCAAACUUUACUGCGGUAUCGUUCCACUUGGAGAUAAAGUUUGCGAAAACUCGUUGUUCCUCAUAGCUGGAUUCGACAGAUCACAAUUUAAUUCUACUCUCAUGCCUACCAUUCUCACGUAUUCACCAGCUGGAGCGUCGACCAAGUCUAUGAUUCACUAUGCCCAAGAAAUUAAUUCAGGGCGAUUCCAUCGUUUCGAUUACGGUCCCGAUGAAAACAUGAAAAAGUACAACAGUUCAACACCACCUGACUAUGAUUUGUCAAAAAUAAAAGUCCCGAUGGCACUGUUUUGGGGAGUAAAUGACUUCCUGGCACACCCAACGGAUGUAAAUAGAUUAUUUGAUGGUCUACCGAACAAAGUAAUGAGUUACCAGGUUAAACAUCCCAAAUUUAGUCACAUCGACUUUUUGUGGGCUGUUGAUGCACCGUCACUACUUUACAAGGAAAUUGUUGAUCUUAUAAAAAAAUAUUCCAAACCAACAACGUCGUCGGAAUCUAACAUAGUUCAUUGA